CCUUUCUCUUAGCCAAUUCCAAGCCACAGAAAUUGUGUCUCUGUCAGUUCUCGUUCCAUUUGCUUCGAAUUUCUCCAGGCGUGCACAGUAUCGCCAUAGUUGGGCUUCAAUCUUCAGUGGAUCUUCAGUGGCCGUUCUGUGUCCUAGGCUUUGUGAAAGAUGUCUGUGUCUCCAGCCAAUUUGAUUCCCGGAGUUCGUUAUCCUAUUGUAAUGUUAACCCAGAAAUGCACUUAUUGUUGUGAUGAGAAAAAACCAUUUACAACUUUAAUCGCUUGCGUUCAGGAUCCGAUGUCUAAUGAACAAUUUCACCUAACUUUGCCAUCUCUUUACAAUGAUUUAGAUCCGAAACAAGUCAAAGAAUUAAAUGAUUCCAUUUCACUUGGGGAAGCUCCUGUGGUGGUAUUUUAUGGACAAGAUGGGAAACAUUAUAAUGUUCGUAUUCAUCGUCAUGAUGGAUACUGAUGAAUGUUAACUUAAAUCCUAUCAACAUAAUUCCAAUCUACGCGAGCACAAAGCUGAUGCAGAUGGCAACGAUGACGAUGAUCACGCCAGCUGGAUGUUCAUCUGAUUGAUUGUGUCUUUAUUUCAGUAAAUGACAGUGCUCUUCGGAGCAAGAUUAUAUUGUUUUGACUGUCAAGUUUAUUUUGUUA
Molecule: messenger RNA, 650 nt
Organism: Thrips palmi
Lineage: Eukaryota; Metazoa; Arthropoda; Insecta; Thysanoptera; Thripidae
Exons: 4
Coding region: 160-462 (100 amino acids)
Source: RefSeq, a predicted model, not a curated record